AUGCCAGAGUUACAUCAACUACUCUAUUUCACCAAUAUAAUCUCUAUAUUCUUUGGAUUAUGGUAUGAAGGAAUCAGAAUGUGCUAGUUUCCCAACGUCAUUAGCAUUCUAUUUGUAUCUAGCAUCUUGGAGUUAUAUAGAAAGUACUUUUUGCUCAAAAUUAUCAAUGUUAUCUUGUUUUCAAUAAGUUUGAUUGGCUUUUUCAUGUUUGGAGACUACUAAUUUGAGAGGUAUCCAAAAGGAUUCGAUCCUUACAGAGUUGGAUUCAAAAAAAUUAAGUCUGAUAAGAAUGGUAACACAGUGGGAGUGUUUUACCCCAUUGACAUUGCUUAUUAUGAGAAACAUAAAAAUGAUAAGAAGUUCUAUAAACUUGAUAGAAGCGUCUACAGUGAGCUAAUGAAAGGAUUUAGUAAUUUAUUUCAACUAGGAUAGAAAGAAACUAAAGAGAUCUCCAGUUUGGUUAUGAGACCUAUGAUGAAUCAUACACUAGAUAUCAUUGAAAAUGCUCCUCUAGCUGCACCAUUUUUAAACAGAGAAAAAGAACUCAUCCCAAUUGUUUUCUCUCAUUCACUUGGAGGCUAUCAUAUGUCUUAAACAAUGACAAUGAUGGAUUAUGCAAAGCAUGGUUACAUUGUGUUUGGUCCUGACCAUCAAGAUGGAUCUUGCUUAAUGACUUUUGAUAAAGAUGGCAAAGUGAUACUUUUUGAUAAUAAGCAUAAGAUUGCUGAAAAACCAAUUAGAGUUUAGUAAUUGAAUAGAAGAGUCGAGGAAAUUAUUACUUUUAUGGACGAACUAUUAUAAUAAAACAUUGUUGAGAAGAAACUUGGAUUUCUAGAUAUCAAGUUUGCAACUGAUAAACUUAUCAUUAGUGGAAUGUCAUUUGGAGGUAUUACAGCUUUGAAGGUAGCUCAAAAAGAUAUGAGACCAAGAGCAGUUUUAGUCUUUGAUCCUUGGCUGUUUCCUUGCUUUGAAGAAAUAUAUGGAGGAGGUGUAAAAAUCUUCUAGCCAAUCCAAGUAAUUUUCACUGAGUAUUUUCCAAAAUUCACUCAUCCACUUGAUAUCUUUGGAUGCAUGAAAAAGCUUUUGGAUGAUAGCAUGAAUCUUAAGAAUGAAGUUUUGAUACUUAAAACAGGGUAUCACACAGAUAUCGUUGAUUAUGUUCUGUUUUAGAAUUUGGAAUUUACUUUAAUUGAGAAAAGAGAGUUAUAUUUUGACAGACAUGAUAUAUACUUUACAGCUAAUUAAUUAGCAUUACACUACUUAGCUAAGUUGGAUAAUGCUACAUCUCAUUCUGCUAUAGAAAUUCUAAAGUAAUUAGACUUCAGAUUUAAGAAAUAUGUGAAAUAUGAUCUUGAAUAUGAUCCUAGCAAGCCACUCGAUCAAAAUUAGAAAGAUAUAGACGAGUAGGAAGCUAAAAUCAUUAAGCCUCACGUGAUAUACCCUAAAUAAUGA
Messenger RNA from Stylonychia lemnae, 1452 nucleotides. The record is from the annotation of a GenBank genome assembly. Lineage: Eukaryota; Ciliophora; Spirotrichea; Sporadotrichida; Oxytrichidae.